Messenger RNA from Triplophysa dalaica, 687 nucleotides. It is a transcript of the gene uqcc4, whose product is annotated as ubiquinol-cytochrome-c reductase complex assembly factor 4. Lineage: Eukaryota; Metazoa; Chordata; Actinopteri; Cypriniformes; Nemacheilidae. The record is from RefSeq and is a predicted model, not a curated record. The transcript has 2 exons. Bases 137 to 559 code for a protein of 140 amino acids.
CUGAUAACUUUUGUCUGCGAAAUGUUUUUAACAAGGAACUAUAUUGCUUCCGGUGGAAUGUAUCUUCGAGCAGAUCUCGCAGUUGCACAAGUUACAUGACCGGAGAGAUUCACGCCUAACGUUAAGAAACCUCAAGAUGUCAACAACCGGACGAAUUUGCUCUCGUUUAUCACACUUUUCUUUAUAUCACCAUCUUUGUACCAAAAGAGGAGGGGUGACCUUAAGAGCAUGUGCCACCAGAAUGUUGUCCAUGACAUCACAGCUACACGCUGAGUCCAGAAAACCUCCUGAUAAUAAUGAAGAAACACCAAACCCCAUUAAGUUCUCCAGCAGCAAAGCCAGCCACCGAACAUGGAACGUGGACCGCUCGUUAGGCAGCACUUAUAAGCGGCCAUGGUGGAAAGUCAUGCCAAUCAGUAUCAUUGGAGUGGGCUUCCUUCUCUGGUGUGUCUUCAGAAAAGAGACCAAGAUAGAUGAGUCUCUGGAGAAAAACCUGUAUGAACAUUUACCAGACUUGUUGUCAGAUGAAGAAGAGGAAGCUGUUAAAAACAAGCCAUGACAGUGGCUUAAAUGGGACAUUUUCUCUUUGUAAUGUUUAUUUAUUGUUCACUAAUGCCUUCAGUUUUUUUCUGUAAACUGCAACAUAGGUAGAGUUAAACAUGUAUUAAAGGAGUCAUAUGGGACGAA